Molecule: messenger RNA, 252 nt
Organism: Paramecium octaurelia
Lineage: Eukaryota; Ciliophora; Oligohymenophorea; Peniculida; Parameciidae
Source: the annotation of a GenBank genome assembly
AUCAAUGAUAGAAUUAUAAAUUAAGUAAGUGUAAAUAAGAGAAAAGUUCAUUUGGAAAAUUUAUGAAAAAUUAAGUGAUUAAUUGAUUAGUUUAUGCUUGAAAGAAUGAAUCAAUUGGGGAAUAUAUAAUAAAUAUGACAAAAAAUCAUGUAUUGCUAGGCAAGAAUACAAAAAUAGAAUUCGAGUUAUUCGAAAAAAAAGCUAAUUUUAAAACAAUAUUUUGAGUCUAUAACAUAAAAAUGCAUUCUUUAU